AUGAUAAGAUAUAUGAAGGAGGUCCGAGGCAGAAAUCAAGCAGAAGUGACAGAAUUUAUCCUCUUAGGACUCUCGGACAAUUCAGAUCUACAAAUUGUCCUCUUUGGAUUGUUUCUGUUAAUCUAUAUGGCGACCAUGGUGGGUAAUUUGGGGAUGAUUGUGUUAAUUAAGAUUGAUCCCUGUCUCCACACCCCCAUGUACUUCUUUCUCAGCAGCCUGUCUUUUGUUGAUGCCUCUUACUCUUCUUCCGUCACUCCUAAGAUGCUGGUGAACCUUUUGGCGGAGAAUAAAGCCAUUUCUUUUAAUGGAUGUGCUGCCCAGUUCUACUUCUUCGGCUCCUUCUUGGGGACUGAAUGCUUUCUGUUGGCCAUGAUGGCAUAUGACCGCUAUGCAGCCAUUUGGAACCCUCUGCUGUAUUCGGUUCUCAUGUCUAGGAAAAUUUGUGUUUUGCUAGUAGCUACCUCUUUCCUAGCAGGCUUUGGGAAUGCAGCCAUACACACAGGAAUGACUUUCAGAUUGUCCUUUUGUGGCUCUAACAGGAUCAACCAUUUCUACUGUGACACCCCACCCCUGCUCAAACUCUCUUGCUCUGACACUCGCAUCAAUGGCAUUGUGAUCAUGGCUUUCUCCAGUUUUAAUGUCAUCAGUUGUGUUAUGAUUGUUCUCAUUUCCUACCUGUGUAUCCUCAUUGCCAUUUUGAGGAUGCCUUCUUUAGAAGGCAGGCACAAAGCCUUCUCCACCUGUGCCUCCCAUCUCAUGGCUGUCACCAUAUUUUUUGGGACGAUUCUCUUCAUGUAUUUGCGCCCUACAUCUAGCUAUUCAAUGGAACAGGACAAGAUUGUAUCAGUCUUUUAUACAGUGGUGAUCCCUAUGCUAAACCCCCUCAUCUACAGUUUGAAAAAUAAGGAUGUGAAAGAUGCCUUAAAGAAGACCUUACAGAAACACAUACUGUAA
Mustela erminea (ermine) is the source of this 954-nucleotide messenger RNA. Its product is annotated as olfactory receptor 5AP2. The transcript has a single exon. Gene Ontology annotation, cellular component: membrane. The coding region runs from base 1 to 954 and encodes 317 amino acids. NCBI's taxonomy places the organism in Eukaryota, Metazoa, Chordata, Mammalia, Carnivora, Mustelidae. Gene Ontology annotation, molecular function: G protein-coupled receptor activity; odorant binding; olfactory receptor activity. Gene Ontology annotation, biological process: sensory perception of smell; G protein-coupled receptor signaling pathway. The record is from RefSeq and is a predicted model, not a curated record.